Messenger RNA from Dothidotthia symphoricarpi CBS 119687, 2494 nucleotides. RefSeq lists its product as uncharacterized. The record is from RefSeq and is a predicted model, not a curated record. The transcript is spliced from 4 exons. NCBI's taxonomy places the organism in Eukaryota, Fungi, Ascomycota, Dothideomycetes, Pleosporales, Dothidotthiaceae. Bases 1 to 2259 code for a protein of 752 amino acids.
AUGUAUGCAAAGACCCCUCCAGCUAAUAUCGACCUGUCUCGAUUCAGACUCAGACACAUUGCUACGUGGAUUCGCGAUGACCUUGACCCGGAAGUUGCCCGCGAAGGACCUGAUGUCCUGCGGCCUGACGACGUCGUGAUCUUGCACGGAACCUUUGUAGCUCUUCGACACGCAACUAAUAUGACAUCAUCGGACUUGCGAGCGACAGGCAUUUACAAAGCUAUUAUGGACAUCUCAGGUGUUGCCACCCGGUGGCCUGGACGACUAUGCGAUGAAUGCGACAAGAUUAUCCUGAUCUGGGCAGCAAAAUUCGGCCCACUCAGUAACCUACAUCCAUUCUUGUAUGGGAGAGGUGGACGGCUCGAGGGUAUCGCUAGUGUUACUGAGUAUUCCAAAGAGGCACUUCUCAAGCGAUGGCAGAAAACCUGUCCCGAAAAGAUUCAACACAAGCGUUCUCACAGACUCGGCAACUUGGGCUUUCGAGCUGGAGCAUGGUGGAUCAACUCGCUCUUUGCGUACCAUGCUGGCAUCAUCGGCCUCGAAUCGGUCGAAGGUGGCACGACGUUUGAUAAACAUGGCGCCUAUGCUCUUGUUCUCAAAGAUACUGGCAGAGUCGAGGCUUAUUCAGCGGAUUCCUUUACGUACCGCGUACCGCAGAACGACAAGGGGAAAUACCGCCUCACCGCUGCCACAAGGAAAAGCAGAGACCCGAUCAGGGUACUCCGUAGUCACAGAAACAACAAUGGAUGGGGCCCAAAGGCUGGCAUACGAUAUGAGGGCUUAUAUGCAGUCAAAGGCUGGUCCAUAUGCCAGGCUAAGGAAGCCGAUCUAUUCGUGGGUGAGUGGAGCCGAGGAGAUAUCAUCUUUGAGAUCAGGUUCGAGCGGCAGGAUCCUGUGCCUACAGAUGAGGUCAACAGGCGCCCGACAGCUGUAGAAGUGGACGACUAUCUGGAGUACAAGCGCCUUCGUCGAGUGUAUCGCGAGAGCAAACGCAGCGGACCGACGGCGGACUCUGUCAAAAUGGGUGUUCACUGGAUUACCAAGGCAGCACCUCCGAUUUCGCCUUCACUGCCACAACUGAGGAAGGUCACUACACCGAAAGCACUUGUCGAGAGCUCUCCCAUAUCAAACUUUCGCAAGACGACUUUCAAACACCCUCGCUUCAGUAUUCCUGAGGAGAAUCCUGCCGAGUCAGCAGAUGUGAUCUCUCCCAUGACUACCAAAGACCUAGAGCUGAAUCCUUUCACGUGGGAUAGUAACAACAAGCUCGAAGUCCCGACGCAAACACAGUACACACAUGACCCAUCCUCGGAUGAUCCGUAUCCAUUGGCGGACGCAGACUCAACCGACAGCAGCAACCGCAGCAAUACGUCUAACAUCCGGGAUGUCGCACCUUGGAUUGACUUCGAUAUCGAACUAUCUGCGCCAUCUCUCCUCAACAGCCCUCGGAUUGUGCUCGAACAUAUCGAUUCGCGAGCUUCAGUAACAUCAGUGAAAAAGGCCGAUGUAAAGAGCGCUGAGCCAAGUGGAAGAGACACACCCAGUCCGGUAUCCGCACUGUACAACAGAAAGAGGGGCCGUGACGCCGCAAAAGGGACGCCCCCUACUCUCACAAAGUCGGAUAGUCGCAAGUCAGUUUUCGUGCGCAGUCGGAACCCCAUGGCCAAGCUCUUCGACGGUGCUAAUGGCGGAGUCGGGGACGGCUUCGAGGACGCCGCAGGACCAAUAACACCGCCAAUACCGUGUCAUGAAUCUUCAGACUAUAGUACGCAUGUCCACUCUCCCAUUCCUCUCCGGCCAUUCAGUCCCGACAACCCCUUUGCGGCGCAAAAACGCAAUGCCAUCCCCUUUGAAACCAAUAUCGAGCAAUUCGACAGCGCGUCACCAUCUCACGUCAAAAGGCUUUUCCCCUUCCCCUCGCAACGAUCAUCAGACGACAUGAUAUCACCACUCUCCCUUUCCGCUUCGCAAGAGCAUCCUUUUGUGGGUAGACUUGUCUCACCAUCGCCUCGCUCGCUGCCGUUUAGUCUUGGUCAGUUUAUCUCCCAUCCCAGAGCGGCAUUGCCGGUCAGCAGCCCUACAUCGACAUGUGUGCUCGAGCGGUUGAGGGAGUUGGAUGGUGAGGACUCUGGGGCAGCGGCGAGGCUGAGGAGAAUGGUGCGUGGUGAGGUUGUGUUCAAAGAUUCAUUUGCUAGCUUGCCUGGGAUUGGUGGUGAGGGGAGCGACAGUGAGGGUGUUAUGCUGGAUUUUGCUGUGUAGAUGGGGAGAUGACUGGAUAGGGGGGCUUCUGUGGGGAUAAUGGUAUUGGUAUGGUAUUGCGCUGUCUGAUAGUCUAGUGGACUGUGUCAUUCUGUUUCCACCUUCCUUAUCAAUUUCACAUGUAGAAACGUCUGAAACUUGUGUCUGUGUUCGCUUCACAAACGCAAUGGGUAUCUGGGCGAUGUAACCAAAUCAUGUAACUUUAGGUGAAAUAAGCAAUAUCCUUAUCAACUCG